UAAGGCAGUGAAGCAGCGCGAGCGAGCGAGCGAGCAAUACAAAAUAAAAUUUUGCGCAAAAAGGUCCAAAAAUCUGAUCAAUAAAUUGUAGUUAAAAUUGACUGUGACCUGAAACGCGUGUGCGAGACUAGAAAUAAACAAUUGUGCCUUCAUAUUUUGCCAUUAGCCAAGGCAACUGACAAACAAAAUCGGUCUCGAAAUCGCUGCUCCCAAAAAAAAAAGCAGAACGUAAGCAACGAUAACAGCAGAAAAUUUUUGUACGCUGCUCGCGCGUCGUGCUGCCAACUGCGUGAAAAGUGUUUUGGCUUUUUUUGUUUUUUUUUUUUAACCGCCUGCCAGGCAGCCACCGCCACCGCCACCCAAUCGAAAGCACCAACAAAAACAACAAGUAGGACCAAAAAUCGCGGGCAUAAAUAUUGAGAAACAAAUCAGAGCUCUCAUCUCAGCUCCAACUCUGCUGUUCUCACUUGUCUCGUCUUGUCUUGUGUGUGUGUGGUGUGCGUACAGUUGAAUUUUUCAACAAGUUGCCAGCACAGCGCGCAACGCGACACAAACACACUCAAACACACACACACACACACAUGCAUAUAUAUAUACAAAUACAAGCGCGCGCAUAGUGGAGAGAAACAGAAAACAGCAAAAACAUCAGCAGCAACAACAACAAGAGGAGCAGCAACGUUUUUUAGUGAUGUCAUCAGAAAUCGUCGUCCAGCAUUCAAGUUCAACUUCAAACUGGCAAAAUUGAAACGGAAAAGACGCCAAACUGAAGCACUUAUCGGAGAGCGUAACGGUGCUGCUGAAAAUCGCUAAAAUGGAUAGCAUCGUCGAGGAGAACGGCAACUCGGCCUCCAGCGGUAAUGUCAACGAUGUUGAUGUCACAGCAGCCGUAGCCGCCGCCGCCGCAGCAGCAGCAGCGGCAGCAACAGGCGGCCAACAGCAACAACAGCAGCAGCAGCAACAACAACAGCAGCAGCAGCAGCAACAACAGCAGCAGCAAUCACAAAACAACCAGCAAAGUACAACGGGCGGCGUUCCGGCGACGGCCAACACAAACAAUGCCAGCGGCGCGGCCUCCGUGCUGACAACAACCGCCAAUUGCAAUAUACAAUACCCAAUACAGGGUCUAACGCACGGCCUACAGGUACAAUCCGUGAUACAGGCGGCCAAUCACUCAGGUGUCAUACAAACCGCUGCGGGAACACAACAGCAACAACAUCAGCAGCAACAGCAGCAGCAGCAGCAACAACAGCAGCAGCAGCAGCAGCAACAACAACAGCAGGCGCUGGUCGCCGCAUCGACGAUGCACAAGGGCGGAAGUGGAGUCGUCUAUGUGACCAAGCCGGCGAACACGACGGUCAUCCACACGGCCACGGGCAACGCAGUGCAAGUGCGUAACAAAAUCCCUCCAAAUUUUCAAUGUAAGAUCAAACCCGAACCGAAUACCCAGCAUCCGGAGGAUAGCGAUGAGAGUUUAUCGGACGAGGAUUCACAGCAUAUGCGCAGUAAUCUGACACGAAGGCCAUCGUACAAUAAAAUCUUCACCGAGAUCAGUGGACCCGACAUUAGCGCGGGCGGAACACUCCAAAUGCCCGACGGCAUCGUUCUCAGCUCACAGCUGGGUAGCGGGACGGGGGGCGGCGGCAGCGGCGGCGGCAGCAACAACAACACACCAGGCAGUCCAUUGCUGCACAUGGCGCCAGACCCGGCCUUCUAUUUGCCAUCCAAUCGGAUAGCAUACAAUACCAAUAACAGCGGCAUUGCGGAGGAUCAGACGCUCAAGCGGCAAAUACGAUUGCAAAAGAAUCGGGAGGCGGCGCGCGAGUGCCGGCGCAAAAAGAAGGAGUACAUCAAGUGCCUGGAGAAUCGUGUGGCGGUGCUAGAGAACCAAAACAAAGCGCUCAUCGAGGAGCUCAAGUCGCUGAAGGAGCUCUACUGUCAGACCAAGAACGAUUGAACGUGGUGCCGAUGCUGGGAUGGGCAGCGGCGCUUCGUUCUGGCAGAAGCAGCAACAGCAACAGAAAUAUCAGCAGCAACAGCAACAACGGCGACAACAGCAGCAGCAACAGCAGAUGCAGCAGCAGCAGCGGCAGCGUCGUCAAAUGUGGCAACAACAGCGGCAGCAGCUGCAGCAGCAGCUUCAGCUUUAAGUCAACACACAAGCGGCCUGGCAACAACCAACAAGACGAUAAUUACGAUGACGAUGACGAUGACGACGACGCUGACAAUGACGAGAAUGAUGAUGUUCAUGUUGUUCAGGACGCUUACAAGGAUGUGGACGAGUACAAGGACAAUGACAAUGAUGACGCUGACGAUGACGAUGACUUUUACGGUAACGACUGCAGCCGGCCGCAUAUCAUGGUUAACAUACAUAUAAAGCGCUAUAUGUAGUUUAAUUUAUUUAAUAUGAGCAUGUUGUUGUUGCCAUACAAAAAAACACACACACAGAGACACACACACACACACACACACACAGAGAGAGACACACACACACACACUGGUUGUGUGUGCUGCUGGCUUGUUGGCCAAAUGUUGCCAUCAACAUUUGCGUGACGAACAUGCAGCAGCAGCAAACAGACAGACACACACACACACACACACAUGCACACACACACACACACACACAUGCACACACACACACACACACACAUGCACACACACACACACACACACAUGCACACACACACACACACAUGCACACACUAUACAGAGACACAACACACGGACACAGACGAAACACAAUGUAAUUAUGUUUAUAAUUUAAAUGUGUAAUAUUAUUUUAAAGCUUAUGUUUAUGCGUUAGUUGUAUUUGCUAAUUAAAUUAUGCUACACAGUAAAUUUUACUGUUGAUUAAU
Molecule: messenger RNA, 2852 nt
Organism: Drosophila grimshawi
Lineage: Eukaryota; Metazoa; Arthropoda; Insecta; Diptera; Drosophilidae
Gene: CrebB
Product: cyclic AMP response element-binding protein B
Exons: 6
Coding region: 812-1954 (380 amino acids)
Biological process (GO): regulation of transcription by RNA polymerase II
Cellular component (GO): transcription regulator complex; nucleus
Molecular function (GO): protein binding; DNA-binding transcription factor activity, RNA polymerase II-specific; RNA polymerase II cis-regulatory region sequence-specific DNA binding
Source: RefSeq, a predicted model, not a curated record